This is a messenger RNA of Ceraceosorus bombacis, 1224 nucleotides long. The record is from the annotation of a GenBank genome assembly. NCBI's taxonomy places the organism in Eukaryota, Fungi, Basidiomycota, Exobasidiomycetes, Ceraceosorales, Ceraceosoraceae.
AUGUCCAGCUCAGCAGCUGCCAAGCGCAUCGUCGUCUUUCUCUCCACUGGCAAGCAAGGCACUGGAGUAGUCAAAGCUCUCAGCGCGCUCAACUCGGCCAGCACAGAUCCAACAUUCAAAGUGCUGGCGGUGACGCGCAGCGCUUCAUCCAGCAAAGCCAAAGCCUUUGCAAAGCUCCCUGGCGUCGAGAUUCUGGAGAGCGAAUAUGAUGCUGCCAAGGUAUUCGAAAAGGCGCUCAAAGGUGGACCCGUGUAUGGUGUCUUUUCGUGAGUGCAUGCGCGUCCAAGCGGGCACGUGAGAGCACGUGUUGACGGAAAGCCUUCUUUUUCUUUUCGGCAUCGGCAUUGCCAUCAUACAGCGUACAGCAGAGCUUUGACAAUCCCAACGGAGGGGUAAAGGGAGAGACGGAACAGGGCAUCCAAGUAGCAGACGAGGCAGCCAAGGCUGGCGUGCAGCACCUGAUCUACAGCUCGGUCGACUUUGGUGGAUUGGCAAAGACCGACAUUCCCCACUUUGAGUCCAAGAGGCUGGUGGAGCAGCACAUCGAGGAGCUGCAAAAGGCGAGGCCGAACUUGAAGACGACGAUUUUGAGACCGACGUUCUUUAUGGACAAUAUCUCUCAAAAUGGAGGAUUUUUGGGCAAAGCUGUUCUCACUGCUAGCAUCAACACUGUCAAGAAACCUCUUCAGAUGGUGAGUAUGAACUCGCAGGCAGCUCUUUGACAUUACCCAAAGCCAACGUUUGGCUUGUGCGCUGACUUGACUGAACGUCGACGCUCAACGCCACCUCUUUUUUUCAGAUCGCAUGUUCCGACAUUGGCUUCUUUGCAGCUCUGGCGUUCCAGCAGCCGGAAAAGUACGCUGGCAAGUCCCUCUCGCUGGCCGGCGACGAGCUCGACAUGACGCAGCUGCGCAAGCAAUUCGCCGAGGUUCAAGAGUAUCAGAUUCCUCAGACGUUCAGCCUCAUCGGCUGGCUCUUGGCCAAUGGUCUCAAAGAGGUGAGCUAAAAGCCCAGGUGUGCCUUUGGCCCCCUUUAGCUACUGUCUUGUUGACAGUACCAAAGAGAAGACUGACAAUGCCAGAUUGCUUGCUACCUGCUCGUGCUCAGCUCAAAACCAUGUUCGCUUUCUUCAACAACACCGGCUACUCUGUCAAUAUUGCGGAACUGCGCGCCCUCCAUCCCAACCUCAAGACGUGGCGAGAGUACGUCAAGACCGAGUACUGA